AUCAAGAAGCCCACCACUCGCACUCCUACUCGCAGAAAAAAAAAAGGAGAAACAGCCGCCUCUCAUCCCCAUCUCAGACUCCCGGCGAGCAGCGGCGCGACGGCUUCGUGACCUGCGACGGUCGAUUCGACUUCCUGGAGGCACUGAUCCGCCAGCCGGAGGAGAGUCCAUGCCGCCAGGAGGAGGAGGAGAAGGCGAGCAUGGCUGCACGGCGCAGGAGCACCCUCCGGCGACCGUCCGCGUCGACGAGGACGCUCUGCCCCAUUGUACGCCGCCGCUCCCCGCCAUUGCUCAGGAGAAAAGGCAGAGGCAUCCAGAGGCGAGCCUUCCCGAGGGCCCCCUCGUCGAGAUCCUUGCUCGGGUGCCUUACAGUUCGCUCUGCCGCUUCAGGUGCGUGUCCAAGCCGUGGCUUGCCCUCUGCUCUUCCCGGGACAUCAUCAAGAGGUCGCCACAGACCCUUUCGGGUUUCUUCUACUACGGCAGCAAUGCCCUCCUCAGUUUUCGUAAUUUGUCUGGGAGAGGUCUGCCUCAGGUCGACUCCUCUCUCCCUUUCUUGCGUGAGAGGUACAAAUGCAUUUUCGUCAAAGAAUUCUGCAGCGGCCUUCUACUUUGCAAAUGCUGGGAGUUGUGUUCCAUGCGUGGAGAAAGCCAUUAUGUUGUGUGCAAUCCUGCGACUGAAGAGUGGACGGUGCUGCCUCCUGUAGAAUUUACGGCUCAAGAUCUCAGCCACGCGUUUCACAUUAAGCCAGUCCCAAUGCUUUACUUAGGUUUUGACGCGGCUGUUCCAUCCCGCUUUGUGGUGUUUGCGCCUCUAACCGUUGGUUGCCACGUUUCUGGAAAAAUGGCAAUCUUCUCAUCAGAAACUGGACAGUGGACUUACGUGCAGAGUAAGUGGUCCUCCGGAACUGCUAUAGAUCACGCUUGUAAAAGACGUGUAUUCCUGAAUGGCACUUUGCAUUUGACUACCCUUGAUAAAUCAAUAGUCACGGUUGACAUGGAGGGUAAAGUUUGGAGGGAGAUAAAAAUGCCAGAUGGCUUGCCAACCGCCUCUGAUAUUGUUUCUAUUGGGCAGUCUCAGGGGCGCUUGUAUGUGUGGCAGGUAGAUAAUACUCAUGAUUGCCAGCUCUAUAUUUGGGUUCUUGAGGAUUAUGGUACUGGAAAGUGGGCCCUGAAGCAUACCGUUAAUGUUUUGGAACUGUUCGGAAGGCAUCGUCCUGAAGAUGCUGAUUAUUAUAUGAUGUUUGCAAUUCAUCCAGAUUGUAACGUGGUUUUCCUUACCAACAUGAAGAAGGAAACAACAGUUUCAUACGAUUUGGAUAAGCAGAAAGUGCAUGUUAUCUGCACUGAAUUCAUGUGUGGUCUACCUUAUAUUCCCUGUUUUGCGGAAUUGCCCUCAGCUGGUCAUUGAGAGUCAGUGCAGCACCACAUACUCAUAGUGGCAGAACAUCUUCGUAAAAAUCAGGGGCUGCUAUGGGCCUACUCUUCUAAUUCCAUGCUGUUGCUUAGAUAUGUCCUAAUUUCUAUGUCUGCGGUUUGGUAUUCCUAUGUGUUGGUGUUCUGGUGCAUGCCUUGUGUGGCUUUGAACUAUGUUUAUUAGCCAAGACUGUAAAGUAGUGCUUAGGUGUAUGAAUAAACCUAGUCAUCUAGCCUAUUUGCUAUCAUGUUGUACUAAUUAUUGUGGCCAGCCGUUUGCUUUUGCUCUGGGGUAAUAUAAGACAUUGAGAUAAAUAUAUUCAAUGUGUAGCUUGUUAUCUA
Messenger RNA from Lolium perenne, 1755 nucleotides. Its product is annotated as F-box protein At5g49610. The record is from RefSeq and is a predicted model, not a curated record. Lineage: Eukaryota; Viridiplantae; Streptophyta; Magnoliopsida; Poales; Poaceae. Gene Ontology annotation, molecular function: protein binding.